Molecule: messenger RNA, 3339 nt
Organism: Austrofundulus limnaeus
Lineage: Eukaryota; Metazoa; Chordata; Actinopteri; Cyprinodontiformes; Rivulidae
Source: RefSeq, a predicted model, not a curated record
AAUAUGGUUAUCUCUCGGCAUUCAAAAAUGGACGACAAAGUAAGAAUUUCAUUGCUCAGGGAAACAAGUUUUUCAUCUGUGCAACAAACACUUUGAAUCUURCAUCUCAUAUUUUUGUGUCAUUGUCAAAAAUAUAAUUUUCUGUAUAAAAAAUUGUUGAAGCUAAGUUUGCUCUAGGAAGUUGACUCUUAACAUGAUAAAUAUUUGAAUCUGGCUGACUGCAUUACUAAACCACAAUCAUUUUACUUAAAGAAAACGUAAUUAUCAGUUCAUCCCUGAUUUCUUUAUACAGGUGGUUUUUUUUGUUUUGUCUUCAGCGACAGGAUGCAGCCAGGCAGAAGCCAGCUGUCYGUCUCUCUGAAGCCUUAUCUGAACAACAAAAACAGAUUACAGCCCAUCAUUGGCCUGGGUAGCAUCACUGAGUGUGUGAACGUGGGUUCAGAGGACAGAGAAACGUUGUACUUGUGUGAAGUGUGUGUGUGUCGACUCACUAAAGCUGAUAUCCGGAACCACAUACUGGGAAGCCACCACAGAUUCAACUACAUUAAAUCCUAUCAUCCCCUCUCAGUGUGUAAAUGGCAGGAGAGCUACGACCUGUCAAAGCUGGCUUGGCCGCUGAUGGAGUUGGCCAAAACGCUGGAGGUGAAGGAGGGACCAGGAGAUGUCCAGCUAUUAGAAGUUCCUGACGCUCUAUACCAGACGAUUUCUACAGCGAGUAAAAAUAACGCAGCAGCUCUGAUAAAYGCCUUAAAAGACGAGGCGGGCGAACCGGGAUGCUUUUCAGAAGCGACAUCUUUGCACUAUCCCUCCGAGUCGCAGAGGAUCGUCUUGUGUCCACACAAGCAAGGAGGAGCUUCAGAGGUGUUUGACAGCGCUGACGUGAAACCGUACGAGAUUUCAGCACGAAUGGAGUCUCCCCCUCUGAUUCCUGCGAAUCCAACUCCCGAAUCUAAGGUGUGCUUAAACGAUGCGUCCACAUGGAUACCGAAGGACGUGUGGACGUUACCUGAGCCGUCUGAGAAGAACAACUGUUUUGGAGACAUGUCGGGAAGCAAUCCUCUCAUUGGUCUUGUUCGCGUUGAUGAGUUGAGAGGUGAAAAUGGCAGCUCGUAUGGUUUCCUGUGCCACUGCUGCCGCAUCAGAUCCAACAAAAGGGACAUCUAUGAUCACCUCACCAGCUAUUCCCACCUGUCCAACUACUUGAUGGAAAUUCAACCCGAUCUGGUGGACAUAAUGAAUGAAGAUACCGAAGCCAACUUCCAGCUCCUCGGAUCACUGGCUGACCAAGUGGAGCAACAGGAGGGCAGAGGAGAGCCGAAGAUAGUAAAUGUCCCAGAAUCCUUCUGUAGGCAGAUCACUGGCAAAAGUUACCACUGGUGUUUAAGAAUGCUGUCAAAUGGCUGGGUAAAUACUAACAUCCAGACCAAACGAGAACCUGUCCAAGGUGUGACCAAGCAUCCAGCGUUCACAAAGAUCCCUGUGGUGAUGUCAAAACCAGCAAAAAGAGAGAAACCAAAGAGGAAGAAGAAGAAGAAGAAGAAGAAGACUGACCCCAUGUUCAAUGUAAGCUUUCCUCUCCGCGAAGGUGCCAUGCUUCUGGAGAGGACAUGCUUCAGAAAGGACAGUGUGUUCGAGAUGGCGUCACCGUCUUUAUCUGACCCCGAUCCGGUCUCAUCGCCGCUGGACACGGAGCUAAAGUGUGACGAAGCUUCUUUUGAAAAUAACGACGCUGAAGGAUCCUCGGACUUGCAGACCUGUCAACUAGAGCAAGAUCUCCGUAAAGAGGAUGUAGAUUCUGUUAAAUAUGUCCCAGAAACGAACAUCAUAGUCACCGUGUUUCAAGACGCAGAGGGAAGUGACGGCGUGAACUUUAACCAGUCGGGAAAAGAAACUGAGGCAGGGGACCUCAUGGUGUACGGAAGACAAGAUGGAUCUCAAAGACCUUUUCAAAACUGGCAAAGUGAAAAUGUCUACGCAGAGAGAGGGGGGACAUUUCCUGCUGCGUCCCACAACGAGGACUGGCGUCCUUAUAAACCUUACUACAGACAGGAGGAGGGCAGCCCUAACGGGUGGUACAGCUCAGCUUCAGUCCAAACAGGAGUUGAAGACAUGAGACAAAUGAACGGAAACUACACGACUUCCUGUUCUGCUCAACAUUAUCCCCAUCAGGAUCAGCAGAUGGCAUGGGGCGAUGCCGGUUCUGGGACUGGUGGCACGUGGGGCCACCCCGACCUGCCCAGUGAGGUCGAUUCUUUCAUCGAAGCUGCCAGGACCAACGUGCAAACGAUGCACAGAGGCAGCAUCGCUUCAGAGCCUGGAGUGAGUUUUUAUGAGACCGACCCGAGACAAACUGGCACGGGACUCGGCUUUAACUGGUACUACGCAGACCCACAGAACUAUAACACGCAGCCUGCUGCCGUUCAGGUGGGCCAUGUAAACCAGAUGUUUAACUGCCAGAACACUGGGCCCAGCACACACCCUGCCUGGUACGGGGCUUUCAUGCAGCCAAAUGGUUUCUCUCAGCCAGGACCAGCUGUGUAUUACAGCACCGGUUCAUUUCAGAACUGGGGUCUCGACUGAUUGAAAGCACUUUAUCUCCUUUUAUUUUUGCAUGAAUCUAAUUUAUGCAAACGAAGCUAUAAGUUCAAGUCUCAAAGUGGAGAAAGGGUUCUGCCUAAAAUGAUGUGGUUUUAGGACCAAAAAAUUAAAAAACGCGUGUGAUCAAUUUAACUGACUCCAGGCUGGAUUGAAGCAUUUUUAUAAAAGUGCCUGGGCAGUGGAGGUUACGUGCAAUAAAUACAUCAUUUGUUUAUGCGGGAACAAAGCUGUUUUAAUAACAGAAUUAAAAGUCACUCAAACUUUUGUAAGGCAAAAAAACAAAACUAUUUCUGGUUCUACCAAAGACUAAAAUUCACUCUGAAGAACUUGACCAUCUUUGUUAUUGGUUUGAUUGUUUUUUGUUUAAAUAAAUUAGAUAAAUCUUUCUCAGGGAAAGAGCUGUAGUUUCUAAAUCCUGUUAGCGCUAACGCUACUAUUCUGUUUGUUUCAAUAAUCGUCAAGCUUUGCCUCGAUAACUGCAAAGAAGAGUUUACUGUGAAUUUUAUUGCAUAAAAUACAUGUUUUUGAACUGAGUUGAGUUGAGUGUUGGCCAGUGUUGUCAUAAUGCAGGUUUUGCAGUGUUCAUUAUUAAGUCCUGCUUUUUUCUGCUUUUUUCUUAUUAUUUCUUUUUGCAAAAAUGCCCAGGUAGUGGCCAAACAUGUUAAAAACGUAUUUUUUUGUGUUGUCUACAUAAUGUAGAGGAUGUGACACCUUUACAAUAAAAACGCAAACACUGUUAAA